Lindgomyces ingoldianus is the source of this 906-nucleotide messenger RNA. RefSeq lists its product as uncharacterized. The record is from RefSeq and is a predicted model, not a curated record. The coding region runs from base 1 to 906 and encodes 301 amino acids. The transcript is spliced from 5 exons. Lineage: Eukaryota; Fungi; Ascomycota; Dothideomycetes; Pleosporales; Lindgomycetaceae.
AUGGGCACUUUUGUCCUGAGCUUCAAUAAUGCCAGAAGCCGCAAGACUAAUGCACCUGGAGCUGGUUCCAAGCUGGCGUUCAGCGCGAUGCAUGAAUCGCAAGACAGUAUGAUUUUUGCCGGCCUCCGAGAGCGGUGCACGCCAAGGACUAGCUCAAAUGUGCAACAGCGCCUUUGGUCGGCUUGCGGGCGGCGGUGGAAAGACAUGGUGGAGGCUUGGGAAGUGGACGAGGUGGAGAUGAUGAACACAAAAAUCAAAGGUCAACAGGCGGACGACCUGGAGGACAUGUCGGUUUCCCGUUCCUUCUACCAAUUAAGAAGAGCGGCAGUGGGCAGGGCAACUGCCGACCGGCAGACGAAGCGACGCACAAGAUUCGGCUUCACCACCAUGCCAAGUCUCGUCUCUGAUAUCAUACACUGCGUUUCCGUUAACGGGAAGAAAUAUAGCCUUCCGCCUUUAGUACUGGUUGCUGCGGCCAAAACACCCCUAUUACAUAGCAGCGACAGCGUUGCAUUCCACACCUUGGCUCGUCUCAGCUCACGAGCAGCCCUCGGAAUCUGGCGUAGCUUGACAGCGAUGGCCAAAACAGUUCACGAUACUCUUGGUCACGAAGCCCACGUCGUUCCAACCCGAUUCGGAGCCACGGUCGUGUUACGGCUCUCCAUGAGGUUUCCGUACGUCUGCAAAACCACCAGCCCUUCGACGACAGACCAAUCGCUUCGUAAGCCAAGUCUUGGGGGCAAGCCACUAUUGCUUGAUAGACAUGGCACCUUGGGUACAAAGCGUCUGCUCCAGCCUGUGUGCAUAUUCAAGUGCUUUAAUUCACUCAUCAUCUCCAGCUUUGUUUUGUUCUACUUUCCUCUCUCCUCUUGUUUGGGUGUUGUCAAUUCCUCUUGGAUUUUUUAA